Messenger RNA from Lathyrus sativus (Indian pea), 1047 nucleotides. The record is from the annotation of a GenBank genome assembly. NCBI's taxonomy places the organism in Eukaryota, Viridiplantae, Streptophyta, Magnoliopsida, Fabales, Fabaceae.
AUGUUGCUAAGAAGUUCUUCAACACCAGUUCUUGGUUCUCUUCUCUCAUCUGGUUCCUUUACAGAUAGUCCUAAUCAUCAUCAUGUACCGCCACCGACACAUCACAGCAAACUCUCUUUCCAUCAAUCUGGUUCAUUCAAUCUCUCGUGCAGUUCAUCUCCGAUCUCCCCUUCCAUUGCUGAUCUCGAAAGACAAAACAAAGGGUUGAUUAGAAGAGUUCAAUCUGAAGGAAACUUGGAAGAUUUAGCUUAUGCUAAUGAAGAGAGAUUCAGUUUUAUGGAUCAUUCUUCUAAGAGGUAUUCAGUUAGACAAAGAUGUUUGCCACUUGAGACUAUUCCGUCUUUCUCUCUUUCUAAGCGAACUGGUUUGCGUGAAGAAGAAGAAGAUGCGGAAGAAAGUGAUGAUGAAGAUGUAGAAGGAUAUGAUGAUCAGUUGAGUGUGAUGCGUAGCAUGAAGGUGAGUGGAGAAAUGGAUAGAGUUUGCAGGGUGAGUUUUGGUGAGGAGAGAAAGGUUGGUAGUAAAGAAAUGUAUCUUGCAAAGGGGCUUGGUGUGGAUGUGUGUGGUGAUGGAAUAGGUGGUGGCUGCAGAGGAGGAGGCAAUGGUGGUGGUGAUUCUAGUUCCAUGGGAUCUAGAGGGAAUGAUGGAGAUAAUAAUAAUCAUGGGGUGGAAGAAUAUUACAGGAAAAUGGUGCAGCAAAAUCCAGGGAACUCGUUGUUUCUGAGAAACUAUGCUCAAUUUUUGUAUCAGAGUAAGCAAGACCGUAAAGGGGCAGAGGAGUAUUAUUCCAGAGCCAUACUAGCAGAUCCAAACGAUGGAGAAGUUUUAUCACAGUAUGGAAAACUAGUUUGGGAGGUACAUCAAGAUGAAGAAAGAGCCUCUAGCUAUUUUGAAAGAGCAGUGCAAGCGUCUCCUGAAGACAGUCAUGUACAAGCAGCUUAUGCGAGUUUCCUUUGGGACACAGAAGAAGAUGAGGAUGCAGGUUGUGAUGAGAUGCAAUGCUUACCUCAACAUUUUCAUGUGGGAGCUAUGGCUACUACUGGUGCUUAG